AUUGCUUUCUGCACUUACACUUUAAUUAGUUCUGCAGAAGAAGCAAAGAUAUAAAAGAUAACAAGGCUGCACUUCCUCUUCUGAGAGAGAAAACAUUUGUCUUUCUUCCUGCAAAUAUGCCAGUGUCUGGCAAGAAAGAAUUUGAUGUGAAACAGAUCCUAAGGCUACGGUGGAGGUGGUUUAGUCAUACUUCUCAAGAUUCACCCAACACUGGAAACUUCCUUCAACAGGAAGGAUAUGAGCAUAGAGGGGCUCCAGUUCAGGGAAGGUUGAAAAACCACUCUAGGGACAGAAAAGGACUGAAGAAAAGCAGUAGUCCUGUCCACCACAUACUGGCACAAGUGCCCGAACCAACCUUUACACAUCAAAAAACCUUUCCUUCUUGGCACCAACACAAUUUGAUAGAAUAUUUUCAACCAAAUGAAGAUACUCCUAAAGCAUUUCCAGAGGACAAUUUCUUCCAAGAAGCAUGUGAGAAGCACUCACAGGAUUUGGAUAUGAUGCCUGGUGAAAAUACAGGAGAAUCUACAGUGAGAUUAGCUCCACAACAUCCUGAAAUAAUGAAUGUUAAGAGACUUGAGGAGAAGUUCCACACUAUUGACCAUGCAGAGAAAACUCUAAAUAAAAUGGAAAACUACCUGAAAGAAAAACAGCUGUGUGAUGUGAAACUCAUUGCUGGACAUCUUCGAAUUCCUGCACAUCGAUUGGUUCUCAGUGCAGUUUCUGACUAUUUUGCUGCAAUGUUCACCAACGAUGUGCUUGAAGCCCAACAAGAAGAGGUCAAGAUGGAAGGAAUUGAUCCCAAUGCACUUAAUUCUUUAGUGCAGUAUGCUUAUACAGGUGUUCUGCAAUUGAAAGAAGAAACUGUUGAAAAUUUGCUGACUGCAGCUUGUCUUCUACAGCUGACUCAGGUCAUUGAAGUCUGCUCCAAUUUUCUCAUAAAACAGCUCCAUCCUUCAAACUGCUUAGGGAUUCGAUCAUUUGGAGAUGUGCAGGGCUGUACAGAGCUCCUGAGUGUGGCACACAAGUACACAAUGGAGAACUUCACUGAGGUACUGAAGAACCAAGAAUUCCUUCAGCUUCCAGCAAAUGAAAUUUCAAAACUGCUAUGCAGUGAUGACAUUAAUGUACCUGAUGAAGAAACCAUUUUUCAUGCUCUAAUGCAGUGGGUAGGACAUGAUGUGCAGGCAAGGCAACGAGACCUAGCAAUGCUACUUUCUUACAUUAGACUGCCAUUCCUUUCACCACAGUUACUGGCAGAUCUUGAAAACAGUUCUAUGUUUACUGAUGAUCUAGAAUGUCAGAAGCUCCUUAUGGAAGCUAUGAAAUAUCAUCUCUUACCUGAGAGAAGACCUUUGAUGCAAAGUCCACGGACAAAGCCUAGAAAAUCAACUGUAGGAUCACUUUAUGCUGUUGGGGGCAUGGAUUCUAUGAAAGGUACUACUACAAUAGAGAAAUAUGACCUCAGGACCAAUAGUUGGCUACAUAUUGGUACCAUGUGUGGCCAUAGGCUUCAGUUCGGUGUUGCAGUUAUUGAUAAUAAACUUUAUGUUGUGGGAGGAAGAGAUGGUUUAAAAACUUUGAAUACAGUGGAAUGUUUAAAUCCAGUUGGUAAAAUAUGGACAGUGAUGCCUCCCAUGUCAACACAUAGACAUGGUUUAGGUGUAGCCACACUUGGAGGACCAAUGUAUGCUGUUGGUGGUCAUGAUGGAUGGAGUUAUCUUAAUACUGUAGAAAGGUGGGACCCCGAAGGACGUCAGUGGAAUUAUGUGGCCAGUAUGACAACUCCUAGAAGUGCAGUAGGCGUUGUGGCAUUAAACAACAAAAUAUAUGCCAUUGGUGGACGUGAUGGAAGUUCCUGCCUUAAAUCAAUGGAAUAUUUUGACCCACACACUAACAAGUGGAAUCUAUGUGCUCCAAUGUCCAAAAGACGAGGAGGUGUGGGAGUUGCAACAUACAAUGGGUUAUUAUACGUUGUUGGAGGUCAUGAUGCUCCUGCCCCUAACCAUUGUUCUAGGCUUUCUGAUUGUGUGGAAAGGUAUGACCCCAAAACUGAUUCAUGGUCAACUGUGGCACCUCUGAAUGUUCCUCGUGAUGCUGUUGCUGUGUGUUCCCUUGGAGAUAAACUGUAUGUGGUUGGAGGUUAUGAUGGACAUACUUAUUUGAAUACUGUUGAGUCAUAUGAUACACAGAAAGACGAAUGGAAAAAGGAAGUUCCUGUUAACAUUGGAAGAGCAGGUGCAUGUGUUGUGGUGGUGAAGCUACCAUAAAAUUAUAUUUAUCAAAUGGAAGAAAACUGGAUAACUUUAAGAAACAGAAUAAGAAGAAUAAAGGAAGAUGACACAUGUUCUUCAAUUAGUAAGAAUACAAAAUUCUUGUGACAUUUUAAUAUGCUGUUAUAAUUUAUUUCACUUGUAAAGUCAAAAUAUGCUUUUAAACAUUAAUUACAUACAGGUGUUAAGUGAAGUUUUGUCACAGCUGCUAUGAAAUAUACAUAUAUAUAUGAUAAGGUUGUGAAUAUUUAUCAUGAAAAUUCAACCUCAAGCUCUAAAAUGCCAGGAAUCACAUGUAUAGAACCUAAUAUUCCACUUAAAUAUUUUGUGAACUCCGUAAGCACCUACUUUUAAAUAAACCAAUGACCCACAACCCAGCCAGGGCCUUCCUCAUGUUCAGAUUCAUCAUCCUGAACCAUUUAUUCAUUUAGA
Messenger RNA from Erinaceus europaeus (western European hedgehog), 2705 nucleotides. RefSeq names its product kelch like family member 4 (gene KLHL4). Lineage: Eukaryota; Metazoa; Chordata; Mammalia; Eulipotyphla; Erinaceidae. Bases 117 to 2270 code for a protein of 717 amino acids. The transcript has 11 exons. The record is from RefSeq and is a predicted model, not a curated record. Gene Ontology annotation, molecular function: protein binding.